Messenger RNA from Spirometra erinaceieuropaei, 9884 nucleotides. NCBI's taxonomy places the organism in Eukaryota, Metazoa, Platyhelminthes, Cestoda, Diphyllobothriidea, Diphyllobothriidae. The record is from the annotation of a GenBank genome assembly.
AUGCAACGUGAGUGAGCGCGAGGUAUUCGCUGCACUAAUUGCCAACGAUCCCAGCGACCAGUUAUGCGUGGCCUACCAUCUCAUAAUUGACAACAAGUAAGCUGUUCGUAAUUGACAUCUCGGCUUUCUUCUACCCACUCCUCCCUUUUCGGCAUGAUUAUCGUACCUGUCGUCUGACUUGACUUGAGCUCGUCUGCCUGCUGAUAAUUUAUAGAUUGUCAUGCACACACCUAGCCUUUUGGUCAGAAAAAAAAGAUUGUGGGGUAUUGCCUCGUGCACCUCCCCGCAUUACAGUAUGCUAUGGAAUGUACCAUCCACCGAGUCUAACUAAUUGCGCUGGUUUGUCUGCAAUGAUCUGCGAGGUCCAUCAUCAUCCGGACGAGUGGCGGUGACUUAUGAGCGAUGUGGAUUAUUGCGAUGAAGAAUUGCUCAGUACCGGACACAGUCACUCAACACACCCCAUCAUGUUCCAGUGGUGAGACAGUCAGGAUGUCCGGAGCUGGAUGUGUGUUCAUUGGCAGAGGAAGCGGAGCCAAAGUCCACGUGUGCAACACGUGAUGACACUACAACAUUCACAAGUCAGACUUCGUCUACCCGGGUAUCACGCCAGUGAGAAUUGCCAUAAAUCUACGUUAACGAGUUCUUUCGGCCUGACUUUCAAUCUCCAAUACUGAAUUAUUUAAUCACUUGGGGAUUCUCCGAGCCAUGACUUUUAGCUUAUCUUAAUAGUUUAAGUGCGCGUCGUAUUUCUCGUAACCAGGAAAGUUUGUUUAUGAUUUGUCUCGCUUUCUGUUCCAGAAGUGCUACUGGGCCAGACCUUCUGGAAAUAAGACCGGAUCUGAUAGAUUUCAUGUGCCAUAAACAUGUCCGACCCCCAUUCGGAUCUGAUGGGACAACGUCUUUGGUUUUGGUUGCUCGCUGAGUUUAUACGUUCCCGCAUGGCCGUUUAGGCACAAACAUUGCAUAAUUUAUAGCUCUUUGAGCUUUACACAACCCCAAUAUCGCCGAGCAACGACUUACUGCCCACGUGCCUGUGUAGGCGCCUUCCCUGCGUUGCUGAUUCCACGUGGAUCUUGCUGCCCGUUCUCUCAGAGCCACAAGAUUUGGGUAAACAUUAGUGAAGAAGAAUUAUUGAUAUCGAAGGUAAAGUGGGACUGAAUCGUGAUUCAGAAUGUGGGGGAUGGCGUGCCAGGCCAAAUCCUAGGGACAUACAGUGAGUGGGCUAACUCAUGAAAUGUCAACCGUUUCGACAAGAUUUAUUGAGCAGGGUUGUAAAACUAAUCAUCAUGCGGCAUAAUUAUAUAAAAACUCAGUUACCUCAGGAUGCCGGCUUUCCAACGAACUUCAUUCCGGCUGCAUGCAAAAAUUAUGCUCUGUAAACAAUUACCACUUAAGUAGCAUGUACUUUUAUCAUUAAUUUUCGAUGCCCUUGCUAAUAUAACUAUAUUUCAUGGAAAACAUGCAUACAAAUAUUCAUUCUUUUGCUCUUUCGGUAUAAAAUUACGUCUUUUCCAACUUUAUACUCAGAGGAAGGGUAUAAUUCGGUUCUAAAAAAGUUUCUCAUUGUGAGAUUUUUUAAUACCGUGAAAUGGCCGUUCAUAAAACGUCAUGUCUCUGCAUUUACCAAUGUAGUUGUAAAGUUAACAAUAUGGCUCGAAUCUACUGCUAGAUUUUUUGAAGCCCAUAUAGUCUCCUCUUAAUGCCGUAGAGAAAUGUAUAGUUCUCCGUACGCGGAAUAUAUACGGUUUAUAGUUUGUAAACCCUGAAUCAAGUGUAACGGCAGGUCGGGGUUCCGAAUUAUUCGGGAAUUAGAAAAGUUUUUGAAAACCGAAUUAUACCCUUCCUUCGAGCAUAAAUUAGAAGAAGACGUAAUUUUCUACCGAAAGAGCAAAAGAAUGAAUAUUUUUAUGAAUGUUUUCCAUAAAAUUUAAGUGAAUUUUUAAGGGCAUCGAAGACCAAUGUGAAAAAUGCAUGCCACAUAAGUGGUAAUUGUUCACAGAGCAUAGUUUUUGCAUGCAGCCGGAAAGAAGUUCGUUCGAAAGCCGGCAUCCUGAGGUAACUGAAUUAUUAUAGAAUUAUGCCGCACGAUGAUUAGUUUUUCAGCCCUAUUUACUUAUUUUUUUCGAAACGAAAACGCAUUUCGGAAUUUCAGUUGACAUUUCAUGAGUUAGCCUACCUACGAUGCACUCUGAGGCAGUGCUGGCGAAGGCACAGAGGCGUCCUCCGAUACGUUGUCGCAUUAUUUCUGGUUGUUUGCUGAUGAGGGCAUAGAAAGUGGCAUGAACGCCUUUAACUCGAUUGAUCAUGUCCAACCAUGCCUUCAUCUCAUUUCGGGCAGGCGAAAGAUUUGAACCCGAAUUAUUCGCUCCGAUGUGGAUUAGUGGCCCACUGUGCCAUGGCCACUGAUGUACACGCCUCCGCCCCCUCGGUUGUAAUUGGACAUAUCCACAUUGAUAGUAGUACGCACCGGUUUUGCGUUGCUCUGGGCGGUGCAUACUCAAAUCUUGGUGAACGCUGCGCGAACAGUCAACAUUCUGCCCCUGUUAUUGGACAAGAAAGGCGCGUCUAACGCGCGUACCGGUGCGCUGUUUAUUUUCAAUUCCUGCACUUCAGAUGUGGUCAUUUGUCUCCCUUGCAAAUCUUAUCUUUCCUCCUGACGAGUAUAUUAAUUUUUGUGCUUGGACGCUGUUAUCUAGCUCUUUCUUCCAGUUCACACAGAUGUUAUGGUUGCGUGUUUUCGGCUCAGCCAUUUUCUCAAUAACAGUUAAUCUUAUACUAAGUAGCGGUUGCUCCAUGGGAUUUGAAGUAUCGCCGAUGCCAUCGAGCGCUCGUAAAAUGGCACCUCCUAAAUGAAUGCGUAGGAUCGCAGUGGCCGCUAUCUAAAUUAUAAUUUGCAUCCGAACGACUGAACUGCCUAGGAAAAGCUCCGCCUUUGAUUCAGUUUGCGACGAAAACACUAGGCCAACUGCCAUUCCCCCGUUAUAAUUCCAGUAUUCGCAGGAGGGCGAUCGCAAGCGAUUGGCUGGUCAUGUCUGAAGAAUGCUGAAAUAACCGCUAAUCAUAGGAAUAUCUGCGAGGUAUUAGACCACGUAUUUGAGUUUAGUUCUGGCUUUGGCAGGGCAAUAUGUAUACGGGCCUGUCGGGCUGCAGGACUUUAGGGCCGAAGUUACCGUCAAGUUUGUGGCUCUAGACUCGAUUUCACAACGCACAGAGGACUUCUGCCCAACUACGUAUGGCUUUUUUGUCACUUUCGCGGAGACGCAGCAUGAUGCAUCCGGCCGGUGUGCGUGGUUUCUUCCGUGCUGGUACUGGCCGUGGCCGCACCAACAAUCGGAGGUUAACAAAACAGUCAAUCGUCUCGGCUUUUUCGCUGUCUGGACUCCCUGGUAUUACACGUCGCUGUGCCCUAAAUCCCAGGGGAUGAGAGCUGGAGUUAGGACAGGGAGGAUUAGGCUGGCUGUUGGGGUUAGGGAUAAUAGUAGGACGCAGGAAUAGUGACCUCCCGGGAAUUUGGCGUGAAACCACCAUUAGUAUUGGGAGUCAAUACUUCUGCCUCCGACUGAGAGAAGGAGGAGGACGCUUUCUGUAUAGCCAACAUUUAACACCUUAGUUUUUACAGCAUUAGCCUUCAGGGUGAAUCAUGGAAAGAGGGAUGCGGGUAAAGGGAUGUUGCGCUUCUCCGAAGAACUUUUCGAGCAAGCUAAUUUAAUAUCGACUUAGCUCAGAUCCGAGACGGAGUGGUUCUGCCCUACCAGAUCGCACUCGACGCAAAGGAUUGCUGUACAGACAGGACCACUUAUUGGCAUAGUAAAAGAGGAAUGGUUAUGUAACAAAGCCUUGCCGGGUACUAGCGGUGACGACCAAGUGCUCGCUCAUCUCAGUCUACCAGUUCGCCGCCUCACAGUGGGAGAAGAGGUAGACGUUGUCGGGUUGAUGGCGCAUUGCGUCCGAAGGUGUCCAACGAGACCGAUUCGUGCGCUGACUGCGCGUUGACAUCGCGGGCAUGUUAGGAGCGACGGAUGGCUGAAAUUAAGGGGACGAGGCAGUUGUGAUUUGUGAGCCUCCGCUUUGGCUUUGACGGCGGCGGCGAUCCGAUUUGCUUCGCGGUUGACAGCACCGGUCUUAACUUCUCAUCUCUAGACUGGGAUGUUCUGAGCAAAGUCCUCCUAGGCCUCUGGAUUGAUAUGCAAUCGUUAAAAGAAUUCCUGAAUGUGUCCUUGUAGGCUCGUUUUGGUCUUCUGCUGCAUGUCUUCUUCGGUCGUGCAGUUAAGUGCGCAGUCGUCAGCGAAGAACAUAUCGUGGAUAGCAGUUGUGAAGGGGCGCGUCGGGGUAUGCAUUCGUGGGCUGUUGAGAAGGUGCCCGCCAAUCCUGUAGUCGAUGCGGACCCCGGGGCGCUCAUCACGAUAGGCGUUUAUCAGCAUGGCAGAGAACAUGAGGCUGAAGAGGGUGGGCGUGAGGACGUAGCCCUACUUCACUCCAUUGGCCACUGCGAAUGCCUCGGAGAUUGCGCCGUUGUCCAUGACACACGCCAUCAUUCCAUUGUGGAUCUGACGUACUAUGUGCGUGAGUCGCUCGGGACAGCCGCACUUCUGCAUAAUUCUCCACAGUCCUUUGCGAUUCGCCGUGCCCAAGGCUUUCGUAAGAUCGACGAAGGUGGUGUAGAGGUGAGUCUGCAUCUCCUGGCACUUCUCUUGUAGCCGGCAAACGGGAAAGAUUAUAUCAGUGGUUGCACGGUGUGACCGGAAUCCACAUUGGCUUUCGGCAGAGGUCCGUGCUCUAGGUGGCAGUUGAGACGAUUGAGGAGAACGCGGGUGAACAUCUUCUCAGCGAUGUUGCGUGACGAGACACCCCUGUGAUUUCCACAGAGUUGCCGGUUCCCUUUGCGCUUGUACAAAAGGACGGUAAUUGCGUCCUUGAAAUCCUGAGGAACCCGUUCUCAGCGUCACAUCUGAUAAAGCGCCGUCAGAUGGUCCAUCCGUUUGUGGCCACCGUGCUUGCAGAUCUCAGCUGGGGUCACAUCGGAGUCGGGUGCUUUCCCGCAGGAGAGUUGUUGCACGGCGGAGAUGGUUUCUGGGAAAGAGGGCGCGAGAUCCAGGUCGGUGUUGGUUUCCACUUAAGGGGGCCGGUUGAUGGCGGCGUCUGAGAUUGUGGAGGGGCGGUUGAGGACGGUUCUGAAUUGCUCGGCCCAACGCUUCGGAAUCUGCGACUUCUCCGUCGAAAUCGUUGAUUCAUCGGAGCUGAGGAGAGACCCGGUUUCUUUCGUUGGGAGGCCAUAGAUCGCCUUGAUCGCGGUCGGCAUAUCUCUGGCUCUCCUCGGUAUUGCGAUCCAUCCAGGCGUCCUGCAUUUCUCUCAACUGUUGCUGCGCAAGCCGGCGACAUUGAUACAAGGCCGCUUUGUUCGCUUCGGUCGGACAGUCGAGAUAGGCUCUGUGCAGCCUGUUGUUCUCGACCAGUAGGUUACUGAUGUCUGCGUCUGUACCGUCGAACCAGUCCUGAUGCUGGCAACGCGCGCGACCGAGGACAGCCAGGGCGAUCGAUGGAACAGCGUCCCACGUUUGGCACCAUCGGGUCUCCACGGAGGCGUUUUAAUCUGCUGCUGGCAGGUCUUCCAGCCGCUGGGUCAGUUGAUUGCUAAAAUAUAAACGGUGAGCAGGCAGACAAAACAGCAAUUUUCAGCUUGCCUGGGGGUCGCUACGUUAUGGCCUUCUGCAGGGUUGCAGACGAAGCUUCUUCUUGGAUAUGACGAGGCGAUGGUCCGCCCAGUCGUCAGCGUUGCAGCUCGCGUUGGUCACCAUCAUUUCCUGCCGAUCUCGCCGCCGGACGAGAACAUGAUCCAGCAGCCGCCAGCGCCGCGAUCGAGGGUGCAUCCAGGUGGACUGCUUACACAUCGGCAGGCGGAGGAAGGUGUUGGUCAGCAGGAGGCGGUGUUCAGCGCAGGUUCGCAGCAAGAGUAGGAGGCCAUUGUCGUUGCAUCCGGCGAUUCCGCAAGGAACCGGCACUCCUCUUCAGGCAGCAUAGCCCGUGCCGAUGGGGGCGUGGAAGUCACCAAGUAAAAUCAACUUAUCCGCCUCCGGCACAGACGCCUGGAUUGCGUAAGGCAUUCGUAGAACCUGGACACCGUCCCGUCUGAACCGGUCAUUGUUGGGACGUAGGCGCUGAUGAUGGCCGCAAAGUUGGAUCCCCGAAGAGGCAGACACAGCUCAUCAAUCGGUCGUUGACGUCCUGCCGCUUCCAGGACAGUCAUCCCACGAUGUUUUUUCCGUAUUGCAAAGGCAACGUCCCCGUCUUGGCGCUCUGCCCUGUGGCAGCCAUUCCAAAUAAAGGUAAAGCCGGCACUCACCUCCGUAAGUUGGUCUUGUUCGAAGAAACGGGUCUCGCUGAGAGUAGCAUUGUGAACGUCGUAGCGAGCCAGUUCCCGAGCCACUAGCGUCAUCCAGGUUGCAUCUGGGUUUAUUUUGUGGCGUCUUGCGGGGUUGCUGAUGAGUCCUCGUCUUGGAGAUGGCAAUGCGGGGAUCCGUACGUUCAGCGGCGGUGAGAGAGGGACAGAAUUACUGUGUGUGGAGAUGCACACGCGGACGACCUCACCGGAUUUAGGCCGUCGGUCGAGGCGGUUACCGGGGUGUGACCGCUGGACAGAGUCUGCCUUCGGGGAGCUACAUACAUGGGAUUUGGGUGCCAGUUAUUGGACGGUAGGCGUAGUCAACACCUGCAAGCAAGCGAGAGACCGACUGCGACCUUCACGUGGACCAACAAGUGGACACCCCUACACCUCAAGCGAACAGAGGUACACCUUUGUUGACGAAUAAGGAUAUUGAAUGUGUUAAUAAUGCAUGAUAACGCCCAUGUAACUUUCUUCCAUAUCGUUUGAAAUGAGAUUGUCUCGGAAGCACCAGCCUGUAGAGUGGAGUGCUAGCAGCAGGACAUAAACGCAUGUGAUGUAGGUCAGGACAGUCUUUCGUCAUCAAUCAUUUUCACGGCCGAUCUUGCAAAGUUUUGUUUCAUGCUACUCAUUUAUACUCGUAGGUCGCUGUCUGUAGUCCAGACCUGAAUUACUGUCUCAGCUCCGCCGGCAUAUUGUGUUGUUUCAAUGCAUACAAACUGUGGACCAAAAGAGGGUGGUCGAACGUCCUAAGUCUUCUACAUCAAGUCUCUGAUGGGUAGGGUGAGGAUAGGUACGACCUACCUGUACAAAGGGAAGUAUCCCUGCCCUUAUAUUGCUGGCUUUAGAGCUUUAGUUGGACGAAAAUAACAAGAAUAUUUGUGCAUAUGUUUAUGGGAAUUUUUUAUAGGCAAAUGAGUUGUCGGUAAAGAUGAUGCAGUCAUGUCUCACUGCAUAGUCUUUGUUAAAAUUAGAUGGAUGACGCUUGUCGACAAACACCGUGCUACCUGAGUAACAGGAAGUAGCGUACGCUAGUUCUACUUUGCAAAUACAAAAAAGAUCGAAAUCUCCCUGUCGCCGAAGAAAAAAGGGGAAGCCUAGUGCUUGCAACCGAAGCAACUGCGGACAAUUUCUGUGCAUAGGAUUUUCCAGAAAUUGGACGUUUCUUUUUUCGUUAGUUCGCUGUUCACUCGAGCAUACCUCUGACCUAGAGUAGCACAAAGAUUUUUAAAACAGUUUACCGCGUCAGAUUGGCAUUUUUCUUUGCACCUGCGUUUUUGACACUUGCUGUAUGCCGUUAAUCUUUUGUGCAGUUCGACUUUAGAAGUUGGGUUUUCUUCAAUAACACUGGCUUGAAGAGCUCCUUGAGCCAGUUGUCCCUCUAGGCGCUCACACGUUUUCUCUAAGGAGUGGUCCAUUUUGACACUUGCUUUUGCAGGCGCUUUGGAUCUGUCCUCCAGCCCGAGGAGGUGGACAACUUCUACGUGGCCACUGGGACCGAUGUUUACUCAGGUACGGGUGCCGCUGCGGGCAGUGGUGGGGGCGGUGGCGGCGCCGGCGGCGGCGGCGUCAUUGGCGGUGCUGGCGGAAGUGUCCCACUUGGUGGGAUUUCUGGAUCCAACAGUCUAUCUCUACAACAGGCCUCUGCCAGCGGUCUCUCGCCUAGCCGACCGCAUCCCGAGAGAAUGCCUGAAGGUCCACCUUUGACACGGACCCUGGACCCAGUAAGCAUCCUUCACCGGUAUUUGAAAGUAUCCCGUUUUGCUUUUCCCGUCUUCAUUUGCUCAGUUGCUUUCUCUUCUAGCGUCGUUUGCGGUGUGGAAAGUCCUGUGGCAUCUGCCUGUCGCAUUGGCGUAACUGGAUUUUGUAUAGUGAUUACCAUGCGCUAAAAUAAACAUGCAAUUGUUGUGGUGAAUGUAGUUUGGGAGAUACAGUUUGCGUAUGCAGUACUUUUGUUUGUUCUAUAGCUUUGGUGACCAUCUCUUUAAAAUAACUAUCACUCAGGUCUGCUUGGAAGGACGACGUCCAAACGAAUUCGAAGUGCUCAGGCGUAUACUUUUGCAAUAACUUGUACUUAAAGUGUCUUUUUACUAUGGCCUUGUUCCUUCAAGGCAUUGGUACAGGGUGUUACGGGUUUUGGCUGUCGCUCUUUCUGUCACACUGCGUUUCACGAGUUGUCAUAUGUAGACACGGUCAUACAGGGAAAUUAUUCAGGCUCAUUUUCGACUUCCCCUGAUUCUUAAUGUAACCAGCAAAGUGCAGGACGAUCAGGACUGUUGCCUCGGCUAGGUACGCAACUUCGUCCAAAUUGUGAAGUCUUAUAUCAGGAUUUUAAAAGCCCCAUGAUGCCCGGCUACGCCUGCCUAAUUUGAGAAUGAGGUUCUCUUCUUGGCAUAUACAGGGUACUACCUAAACUUGAUGAUUGAAUCUCUACGUUUGCGGCUUGAUCGCUGCAAUGUGCCGACGAAGUUAUGGCCACUUACUUGUACUUGCUCGUACUUGGUACUGCUUUGAUCAUGCCUGAUCUAGCCGGCCUCGAUGAUGUCCCGAGCUCUACCUCUCCACGCGUGACGAAUCGCGACAGCAGAUCUGGACAGUUUAGUCCAAUCUUUUCGCCAACGAUGGAGACCGAAUACCGAAGAUCCAGGAAGCACUUCCAUGUCAUGGCGAACGGUGUCAAGCCACGUUAUAGCUACCAGAAUGCAGAAGUGGAAUCGUAUGAUCAUUUCGACCAAAAUUCCCCAGUUCACACUGCGGACGCGAGGGCUGUCAUGCUGACACUUGUCUUUCAUCUGCCUAAACCUUGCCAUCCCACUCUUCCCACUGUCUCACUAGGUGGGCUCUCCUACAACAAGCUCCGGACCAGUUGGCAUUGCUGGUGCCGGCGGUCAGCAGCAACAAGGCCAAAAACAACAGCUCUCUCCCACCGUCACCAAUUCGGCGGCAUCAGCGUUGGCGGCUAACGCAGUGGUCGCCGCAGGCACGAAACGCUUCAAGUGGCAUUUGGGCAUCCGAUCGCAGUCACGGCCUUGGGACAUUAUGCAGGAAGUCUUCCGGGCCAUGAGCACCCUGGGUUAUGAGUGGAAAGUUAUUACACCCUUCAACAUCCGUGUGCGCAAGUGGAACCCCGUGCUGAAGCAUCACUUUAAGAUUAUGCUUCAGCUCUACCAGGUGGGUGACACAUGAGUGGGCCGGUAAACUAGUCCUGCCAAGUUAUUUUCUGCUCGAAGGCCCUUUACGUCUAGGGGAAUUGCCAAUUCCUGGCUUAUUUGCCUCCGGAGCUGUAAGGCAAAGCGGAAUCGUCUUCAUUCCGCCCUACAAGUAGGCCAGAUAAACUAACACCAGUCCCUCUUUGAAUUUUUUUGCUGUUUUUGGAUUGUAUUGCUGCUUGAAUUGUGCACAGUACAGGUUCGCCUAAUGCUGUCUGUUCGUUUCAUUGUUUUCCCAUUCACCGCAAUAGGUCCCUCGUGUCGUCUGCCAACGGCUUUGUAGAAACCACGAAUAA